GCCGGGCCCGCGUCCCCAGCGGCCGCAAGGCAGUAGGAGGCCUGCCGGUCCGCCGGGCCCUCUCCUCCCGGUCGGGGGAGGCACUACGGCUCUCCAUGAACACCCGCGACGCCGGGUCUGAGGGUGUAGCGUUACCGCGGCGUGGGCCGUUUCUUUGCCUGCUUUCUUGACGAGCAACGUAAAUCUAACCGGCCCCUGGAGCGGUAGCUGGAGGCGGGCACGGUGCCCACUAGUCCCGCCGGCAGGCCGGGGGAAUGGGCGGCCGCCCGCCCGCCCGCAUUCCCCGGUGUGAGCAGGCUGGGCCGGGCUCUGGCUGCGGGCGUGGGGGGGUGGCACCUGUGGCUGCCGAACCGGUGCGCCUGCUGUGUUUUACAUUCGUGGCGACUCCGCUGCGUUUGGUUGCUGAGGACUGUGCCGAGCUCUAUUAAUAAAACUCAAAAUUCUCUGCGAAGUAUCUUGUAUCCUAGUUUUGCAAGGGGAACGUCAAACUAGUGUCUCUGACAGUGAUCACAGGAGGCUAUUUCUCGGUCCAAGAAAAAAGGUCUGAGCUUUGAGGAGAAGAGAGUUCGCAUGAUGGAGAUCUUUCUUGAAACAAAAGAUGUGUUCCAGUUGAAGGAUAUAGAGAAGAUUGCUCCAAAAGAAAAAGGGAUUACCUCGAUGUCAGUGAAAGAGAUUCUGCAAAGCUUAGUUGAUGAUGGCAUGGUGGACGCUGAUAGAAUUGGAACUUCCAAUUAUUUCUGGGCUUUUCCAAGUAAAGCUCUUCAUGCCAGGAAGCUUAAAUUGGAAGAAUUGGAGUCCCAGUUUGCUGAAAGCAGUCAGAAAAAAGAGGCUUUACAAAAAAGCAUUGAGAAAUCAAAAAUUGGACGUGAAGAUACUGCAGAACGUGCAGCUCUAAUAGAGGAACUUGCUGUCCUUCGGCAGAAAAAAGAGCAGCUAAAGGCAGAAAUAGACAAAUACAGAGAAUGUGAUCCAGACGUCAUUGAAGAAAUGCGCCAAACAAACAAAGUAGCCAAGGAGGCAGCCAAUAGAUGGACUGAUAACAUCUUUUCAAUAAAGUCCUGGGCCAAACGUAAAUUUGGAUUUGAAGAGAGCAGAAUUGACAAAAGUUUUGGAAUCCCAGAAGAUUUGGAUUACAUUGAUUAGCAUUCAGCAGUUGAUGGCUGACACAGUUGUACAUAGUUUGUUAAAUAUUCUCAGUUGGCAUUUAAAUGUGUAUCUGAAUCCUCUCCAAACAACUGACCACCCUUUAAUUCGCAGGUUUUGUUACAGUUAAUAAAAUUCUAAAAAUA
Molecule: messenger RNA, 1289 nt
Organism: Harpia harpyja (harpy eagle)
Lineage: Eukaryota; Metazoa; Chordata; Aves; Accipitriformes; Accipitridae
Gene: MND1
Product: meiotic nuclear divisions 1
Exons: 8
Coding region: 571-1143 (190 amino acids)
Biological process (GO): reciprocal meiotic recombination
Cellular component (GO): nucleus
Molecular function (GO): double-stranded DNA binding
Source: RefSeq, a predicted model, not a curated record